Messenger RNA from Trichosurus vulpecula (common brushtail), 2949 nucleotides. It is a transcript of the gene FASTKD1, whose product is annotated as FAST kinase domains 1. Lineage: Eukaryota; Metazoa; Chordata; Mammalia; Diprotodontia; Phalangeridae. Gene Ontology annotation, molecular function: RNA binding. Gene Ontology annotation, biological process: regulation of mitochondrial mRNA stability; mitochondrial RNA processing. The record is from RefSeq and is a predicted model, not a curated record. The transcript has 14 exons. The coding region runs from base 181 to 2679 and encodes 832 amino acids. Gene Ontology annotation, cellular component: mitochondrial matrix; ribonucleoprotein granule.
GUUCUGUAUACUGAAAUGAACUUCAAAAAAUCCAAAAGGCAGAGCCAACAGAUGUUUUUUGUACCAGCCUAUCUCAUAUGAUGGUUACAGCUGCUUCCUUUCCUUGAGAAGAGUAAUGAAAAAGAGAGAAAAUUUCUUCCAGGUUUCUUUAAGUAAUCCAUAGAGUGACUAGUUUCCAUCAUGCUUCGUCUGAGGGCUGCUUAUGAAUUCUUCUGGAGAGUCUUUCAGCGUGGACCUAAAACCAUUGACCCUUUGCUUAGCCAAAUAAAUACAUGUGUGAAUGAAGAACAGAUUUUUGAUAUAAUUGGAAACAAUGCAGCCAAGCUUUCAGAAAAACAUGUGGGAUGUGCAUAUAAAGUACUUUGGCAGUUUCAAAAGGAAAAGUCCGAUUUGAUGAGAAAUAUUCCUUAUGUCAGAGAACAUCCUCAAUUUCUUACUCUUCGUAUUUUAGCUAAGGAUAAAAUUGCAUUGAUGAAUGAUGAUACCCUGGUGAAUGUAUUGUAUGUUAUGUUAAGGUUUGCUGUUGAGGCCCAUGAUUCUUUAGUUGAGCACCUGGUGAUGGAAGCAUGGAGGAGGGUAGAGAGGUUUGACCUUAGAGUACUGUCAAAAUUCUCCAGCUGCCUAGGGGAUCAACAGAUGUAUUGCAGUCCUUUAAUGGGAAAAAUAGCUGACAUUUUAAACAGGAACUUGGAUUCAGUGCAGGACUUAAGGAUAUUGUCAGUCUUGAUGUUGAAUACAUCUUCUGUUAUCUCACAAAAUUUUUGUGAACAACUUGUGAACAAAACAGAGCUCCUCUUAGACACAGUGGACCAUUCCCAGCUUAAUACUUCAAUAAGAAUAGUACGAUUUCUCCACAAAAAUCGAUAUAAUUAUCACCCAGUAUUAGAAAAGUGCAAUUGUGUGUUCAUCAGCAAUAUUGCUCAUAUGAAUUUGGAUACCCUCAGUUUGAUUCUUGCACUGUACCAGUCUUUGCAGUUUAAUGAUUUUCCAUUUCAAGUAUUAGCCAGAGAGAAGCUCUCUAAAAUGAUUGCUGUUUAUUGUGAUCCUGCUUCCUUCGUAAAAUUAUUUGUUGCCUUGGGACCUUUGGCUGGACCAAUGGAAGAGAAACAGCUUAUGUCAGCUCUCAAAAUGAUGUUGGAUGAACUGACCAGUCAGCAAGCAUUAGCCAUAGUGGUCACAAUGGAAGAAAUGAAAAGCAAAGAUUCAUAUCUGAUUGAAAAAAUUGCUUCUGUCUUAUGCAAAUACUUGCGUGACUAUAAACCAGUGGAACUGGCAAAGAUAACCACAGCCUUGAUUCACUUGCAUCUUCAUGAUUCAGAGGUUAUUAGGAUUCUCAGAAAAUUCCUACUUAGCCAUUUGAGAAAUAAUGUUAUACCUAGUGAAAUUUCUAUGCUGGUCCGUGUUAUUGCCAUGCUUCCUUUUCCUCAUUUGGAUGAAUCAGGGCUUUCCCGGGUGGAAUCCAUUUUACCACAAUGUCGUUUAAGUGAUCUCAAUACUUUUGCAUUAUCUCUGUCAACAUGGAUUCGACAUGACCGUUCAUAUCUGGACAGUCUUUCUCAGAAAAAUUUCAAACUACUUCCACAAUUAAAUACCUAUGGUUAUCGGAGAUUACAACAAGCGAAUAACUUGAAUGUACUGUGGGAAGAACUUAAAUAUGUUCAUGGAGAAUGGUUUGAGGAAGAACUUCUUGAAGAAACAGUUGUCACCUUGCAACGCUUGAGUGACCAGAUCACACCCACAAACGUCGCCAACUUAUCAGCUUUUUUUGUCAAGACUAACUACCUUAGUGCUCCGGUGCUUGACAAGAUAGCUUCUGUGACAGUCCAGCACAUCAGUAAGAUCCAUCCUUUGGCAAUCCAUUCUAUAUUACUUCCCUUCAGCCUCCUUAACUAUGAUCCACCCCAAAAGGAUGAAUUCUUUGGAGCUUGUAUCCAGUGCCUUAACUCACACUUAAGUCUCAUUGAACCUCAUCACUUGGUGUUUCUUGGCUUUACAUUGGCCCUUGCUGAGUAUUUUCCAGAAGAUCUGAUAAAGGCAGUAUUUAACAUCGAAUUCCUAGCCAAACUGGACUUACAACUUCAAUACUUAUCUCCUCUCUUAAGUACAAGAACCCACAGCCGUCUCAUGGAAUUUAAUAGAGCAGUCUGUUUGGAAUGCCCUGAAUUUGAAAUUCCUUGGUUUCAUGACCAUUAUUGUCAGCAGCAGUACAGUAAAGUUAAUGACAGUAUCAGUGCAGUACAACACCAGGUUUCUAAAAUGUUGGGAGAAAUCUUAGGAGGACACAAUUAUGCAAAACCAUCAGCUCUCACACCUUAUGGAUACAUAGUGGAUUUUGAAUAUAUCUUGGAUAAAAAGAAGAAGCCUCUUCCUCAUAGAAAUCAGGGUGUGGUUUUGAAUGAGCUGCCAAGUGCACACUGGAGACCAGAUACCCAUGAUACCAGGUCAGGGCUGCCACCAGGAGCACAAAGGGUUGCUUUAGAAUUUUUGGAUUCACGAGCAUUUUGUAAAAACAUCCCCCACUUAAAAGGAAGAUCUGCUAUGAAAAAAAGACAUCUGGAAAUUUUGGGUUAUCAUGUGAUUCAGAUCCCUUAUUUGGAAUGGAAUUCUAUGGAAUUAUCAACAAAGGAUGGCUGGAUGGAGUAUUUGAGAGAGCGUAUGUUUGCAGAAGUCAAAUCAUAAUUACAAUUUUUAUUUAUGAUACAUCACAUUUUAGACUUAAAUUAUAAUAGAAAAUAUGAACUUGAUUAAAAACAAUAUUGUAAUAUUUAAGACUGAUUAAAAAGAUAAGGUUGUUAUUAUGUAACAAACCUGUAGUUCUUCAAAUAGAGAUUUUCAAAAUUGUAUAUUUUUUUCCAUUAAGCACUUCUUUUGGUAUGAAAGUCAUGGUGGUUUUUUUUUUGGACUUAACAAUGGAUUAUUAUACCUGAAUAUAUUUUUUCAAGAACAUUG